Molecule: messenger RNA, 1083 nt
Organism: Talaromyces stipitatus ATCC 10500
Lineage: Eukaryota; Fungi; Ascomycota; Eurotiomycetes; Eurotiales; Trichocomaceae
Exons: 2
Coding region: 1-1083 (360 amino acids)
Biological process (GO): response to heat; response to hydrogen peroxide; response to salt stress
Source: RefSeq, a predicted model, not a curated record
AUGUCUCUGUUUUGUGAUCCACAACAUCCAUGCUGGGGAGCCCCUGUCUCCUUCCAGCCGCAGUUCCCGCCCAACAUAGGAAACCAUCCAGGUCAUAACAACGGUGAACACCAUGGACCUAGCCGUGGCGGACCUCAUCACCGUGGCCAUCGAGGCCACCCGAUUUUUGGAGGAUGGGGACAUCCCCAUCACGGUCAUUACCGACUGCAGCGUGCUCCUGGACUAGGAGACCAGGCAGAUGGACUGUUUGGAACGAGUCGUGGUGGACGUGGAGACAUGUUUGGACACCGAGGAGGUCAUCGCCCUUACUAUGGCAAUCCUCGUGGUCAGCACCGUGGCCGUGGUCGUGCAACUCAUGACGUUCUUCCUGACCCUCAUCAUGGCGGCUCUACAUUUGAGUUUCCAUCCCCCGGUCGUGAUUCGAAUGAAAGCGAGCGUGUCGACUUCGAACCUCCUGCAGAUGUCUUCGAUACUUCUACGGAAUACAUCAUCCACGUAUCCCUGCCUGGCGCGAACAAGUCUGAUAUCAACGUGGAGUACGAUGCGGAAAAAUCAAUCGUUCGUAUCGAGGGUGUAGUCUACCGUCCGGAAAUUACCGAAGAGUUACAUGCAGCCAUGAUCUGGAAUGGGCGUCGUCGGGAAGUGGGAGCAUUUGAGCGCUGCUUCGAAAUCAUGCCCUUCAGCUUUGGAGCUGCUGAUUUUGAUGGACAGAAAAUUACGGCUAAGAUGGUCAACGGGAUCCUUAUCGUACGCUUGCCCAAGAGUCCAAAGGAGGUCCAGGGUGAGAAACAGAACAAAAAGGUUGUCAUCAACAUAGACGAUGACCUUUACGACGCAGAUUUUGUCGAAGAAAAGGGGAAGGCUGUCGAACAUGAGCAAGAGGAUAUUGAAACUACCUCAAAAAAUGAACAGUAUGCAUCAGUAGUCGAGGUGGAGGAUGAGAUGGACUCCAUGCAUCUUAGCAGCGAGACGGAGACUGGCGAUUUGUUGGAAGAAAUCGACAACACAAUAUAUACGCCGUCUCAGAUGUCUGAUGAAGACAUAGAAGAGGCUGCUGAGUAUGUCAGGGUGGAUGCCAAGUGA